Messenger RNA from Salarias fasciatus (jewelled blenny), 2615 nucleotides. RefSeq names its product major facilitator superfamily domain containing 1-like (gene mfsd1l). The transcript has 13 exons. Lineage: Eukaryota; Metazoa; Chordata; Actinopteri; Blenniiformes; Blenniidae. Bases 114 to 1556 code for a protein of 480 amino acids. The record is from RefSeq and is a predicted model, not a curated record. Gene Ontology annotation, molecular function: transmembrane transporter activity. Gene Ontology annotation, biological process: transmembrane transport.
AGAGGCAGAGGCGACCUCGUCGCUGGCUGCUAACCUGCAGACUGUUUUUGUAAACAGCAGCCAAACAUGGUCAUUACAAGCUGUAUUUUUUAACCGACAACCUCUUUUUAACUAUGGCACAGCCAGCGGAGAAAGCUUAUUACCGCUUCCUGGUGCUUUUCUUUAACUGCCUGCUUACUUUUGGCUCCUACUUCUGCUUUGACAUCCCCAGUGUUUUGCAGGAUCAGUUUCAAGGGAACCUGACAUGUCCCAACGCUACAGUGAUCAAUGGGACGGUGGACUGUGUGGAGGGCCUGGGGAUGACUCCUCAGCAGUACAAUCUCCUCUACGCCAUCUAUGCCUGGACGAAUGCAGUCGUGGUGAUCAUGGCUGGAUUCCUCAUUGACAAAUUGGGAAACCGCUUCGGCGUCUUUCUGUUCUCUUUCCUGUGUGUUCUGGGCUCGUCCCUCUUUGCGCUGGGCUCUCAUUUCAAAGGAACGCCGUACCUGCUGCCACUCAUGCUCACAGGCCGUCUGCUGUUCGGAUCAGGCAACGGAUCUCUGACCAUCGUUCAGAACCGCAUCACAGCCUUCUGGUUCAAAGGGAAGGAGCUGGCUUUGGCCUUCGGUCUGACGCUGGCCUUCUCUCGCCUGGGAUCGGUCCUGAACUUCUUCCUCACUCAGAAGUUUGAGGAAAGAUACGGCAUGCAGUGGACACUGUGGGGUGGGGCUUUUCUGUGCGUGCUGGGCUUCACUUCAGCAGUCAUCGUCAGCGCCCUGGACAAAGUGGGAAUGAGGCAGCUGGGCCUCGAUGGAGCCAUCCAAGAAGAGUCCCGCAAAGUGAGGAUUCAGGACGUGAAGCUGCUGUCGCUGAGAUACUGGCUUCUGGUGCUCACGAUCAUGUUCUUUUACAACGGCAUCUUCCCCUUCAUCGCAGACGCCAGUAAAUUCAUCCAGGAUAAGUACAGCGACUACAGUCAGAAGGAGGCGGCGUACGUGGCGGGCGCUGUCUAUGACAGCUCUCUGGUCCUCUCAGCCAGUGUGGGCAUUCUCAUAGACUACGUGGGUCUGCGGGGCAUCUUCGCAGUGGCCUGUGCCGUCCUCACACUGCCCGUGUUUGGACUCCUCGCCUUCACCUUCGUCCCUCCUCUGGUCUCCACCAUAUGGCUCGGAGUCACAUACUCCUUCGCCGCUGCCAGCAUGUGGCCGUCUAUUCCCCUGGUGGUGCCUCAGGCCACUCUGGGAACCGCCAUGGGCCUGGCUACCUCCACACAGAUGGUUGGGAUCGGAGUGUCUAAUCUCAUUGUUGGACAGAUUCUGGGCAAAUCAAGCGAGACUAAGAUCCCGCUGUGGCGCUGGCAGAGGAUGAUGAUCUUCAUGCUGGCCAACACCAUCGGCUGCAUCGUGACCUCGGUGCUGCUCAACAUCGUUGAUCACAGACAGGGCGGCAUCCUGAACAAGACGACCAAGAGGUCCGGCCAGGCGGAGAGAGAGUCUGACCGACAGCCGCUCAAUCAGGACGAGGAAGAUUCAGACCAGGAAGAGGAGGACGCACAGUCACGCUCCAUCAACUCAUGAGUUUUUAAUGGUAAUUAAAUAUGAGGGAAAUAGAAUUUACUUGAUGUUUGUUUUUGGGUUUUUUUUAAUGCAGUUGCCUCAAAGUAUUCCCAGCAUUUAAAUUUUUGCACAUUUUUUCUAUUGAAAGUUCAGUUUUAAGUGAAAAUCCGUUGUCAUUCAGUCGACCGACACUAACAACACCUAACAAAAUGCAUUGUUUACAGUAGAAGUCAGAGCUGUUAAAUUUGUAUUUCAUUCAAACUGAUGGGAACGGAUAAAGAUUUGGUUUUACCUUUUCCUCACCGGUUAUUAUCGCCGAGUCUCCAUUACUUUGUUUUUGUGUUCACAUUCAGUGUAAAACCUUUUCGAUCUUACAUAAAUCGAUUUGUGUCUUUGUAAAAAAACAAACAAACAAAAAAAAAACAAUUCUGAAGUCAUUCUUGCAGACUCUGGUCAGAUUUUAGACCCAUCUCAAGGGUUGAUAAGACAAACAAGAUAGGACGUCGCAUGCAAAUGACCCUAAACCUCUGUACAAUGCACAUUUCAUCAUUUCGUGAUCCCCCCCCCCCCCUUUUUUUUUCUAUUCAACAGUGGAAAAACAUUCAUGAUAUUGGACUGAUCAAGGAUGUUUCUAAACUUUCAAAAUUAUGUCAAUUCAUUAUGCAGUUGUGCAUUGGCCAUGUUAUGCACAAAACGCCCAGCAGGUGGAGCUCCAGACACAUUUUCUUUUAUAUUCCAUAACUGAUAAAUUACUUUCACUCCACUGUUGUGUUUUUGUCCCUGACUGUUACACAGCUCCUUAGCUGUCCCUUUAACUUCAGUGGAUGGUCUCUACAUCGUCAACAUUUGUUUUUUAGGCUGCUGUGGAUUUUUUGAAGCAGGUCGUUAAGCUGAGAGUCUUCAGAUAAACUCGCUUCAAGAACCAUGAAUUUCCAUUCAAACACACACUAAUCAUCCUCAUGCUUCCAAAUCUGCCUCAAGAUUAGAUUUUGUUUUGUUUUUUAAUGUUUUUACAGUGAUGACUCAUCUACAGUAAUGAAAAAUGGUCUGUGUGAAAUGGGCUCCUGUGUAUACUUUCUA